AUGAUGGAAUACGCCCAAUACCAGCCGGCGCAAAACAGUCAUUCUAAUCCACACAUGCAAACGGCCUACUCCAGCUCUGCAGGUGGAAACAGCAUCACAUCCCCGUCGAGCCAGCACCUACCGCAAACAUCGCCAAUUCUUCAGACCCAGCAGCACCAGCCCUCGCCAACCCAAGGUCACAGCAUGUACCAAACUCAGUACGGCGUGCCCCAGCAGAACAUGCACUAUGGCAUGCCCCUACAGGCUGCAGCUCUGGCUGCCACCGCGGCUGCGUCAGGAACCAACUACCCGAACCCAUACAUGGCAGCGGAUCCCAACUUGCAGCAGUCGCCUAGAAUGUCUGGUGUAAACUCUAAGAAGGACGCCAGAGCAGGACCCCGAUCUCCGCAGCAAAUGAACAGCAUACCUCCAGGACAGCGCCGUCUCAGCCAGGUUGCCAGCCCCGGCGUGCCUAACGCGCAAGCCAUGCUCAACCACGCCUCUAGGUCUGCGGUUCCGCCACCGAUGACGGCCGCUCAGCAAAUGCCCCCACCUCAGUCCCCAGAGAUGGCUUCCGGAGCCGUUGAGGAGUCGCCUUUGUAUGUCAACGCCAAGCAAUUUCACCGGAUCUUGAAGCGCCGAGUAGCUAGGCAGAAGCUGGAGGAGCAACUGCGGUUGACGAAUAAGGGACGCAAGCCGUAUCUCCACGAGUCGAGACACAACCAUGCCAUGCGACGCCCUCGUGGUCCUGGCGGCCGUUUCCUGACAGCCGAUGAGGUUGCGCAGAUGGAGCGGGACAAGACCAACGGGGACGUAAAGCAAGAUGGCUCCGAGCAGUCCUCGGUAACAGCGGGAUCGAAAUCAACCGGAGGAACCAAGAGGAAAGCCGAAAGUAAUUCGGGCGGCCCGAACAAGAAGGCGAAGGCCGCCCCCGAAAGUCCAGAGGACGACGCUUCGGACUGA
Sordaria macrospora k-hell is the source of this 942-nucleotide messenger RNA. RefSeq lists its product as uncharacterized. The record is from RefSeq and is a predicted model, not a curated record. Gene Ontology annotation, biological process: regulation of transcription by RNA polymerase II. Gene Ontology annotation, molecular function: DNA-binding transcription factor activity, RNA polymerase II-specific. NCBI's taxonomy places the organism in Eukaryota, Fungi, Ascomycota, Sordariomycetes, Sordariales, Sordariaceae. Gene Ontology annotation, cellular component: CCAAT-binding factor complex.